AUGGUAACCGAGAUCCAAAGGAUUUUGACAUUGAUCAACAUUUCUACUGAGAGACUUAAUGAGAUCGAACAAGUUCUUCAAACCCACGAUAGCAAUUUCAGAUUGAAACUCUCCAAAGAACCAAGGAGACUGAAUCCGAUCAACAGAGCGUGGCGAGUCAGGCUUCAAAUCAUUCCUCUACAAGCUCAGGUCAAUUGUCGUUCACGGGAAGCCGACAAUCUUCAAACCAACAUUGAUUUAUGGAAUGAUAUGAAAAAAUUAGCGAAAUCGGAAGUUAACAACAGAGUGAACAUGCGUAAUCUAGAAAAUGUGGUAAUAAGUACGGGCAUAUCGGCUGGUAUUCAGCACUUUGAAACAUAUAAUUCUCAAUUGUUGAUUUCCAAACAAUAUGCCGGCAUGAGGUUUGAUUCGGCGGAACAAGAACGAAAGAGAAAAGCAGGCGAAAACAACGAGAAAGCCUCUCCUCGCGAUCAUACAUCUCCUUUACGUGACGAUUUUUUUGAUGGUUAUGGCGAAAGCGAGAUAGAUGAUAGCGGAAUAAUUGAAUGGGAAUUUGACAGUGCAAUUCAAACAUGGCUUGAAAAAGCAAUACUGUAUCAUAAAGAAUUAAUUUCGGAAGAAGAUGAGGAUAAAAGAAUCAAAGAUUCAUCAAAAAUUAUAGAUGGAUCAGAUUUAGAUGUAACCAGAGAAUAUCUCACAGAAGAAGAAUUUUUAGAAUUACAAGAGGUUUUAGCUAAUGUACUCGAAUUAGGAACUACAAUUAAUGAUUGGACAAUAUUGAAACCACAAGCAGAGAAGUGUUUACGAGAUUAUCAAAGCAAUUGGGGAAAAGGUUCUUCCCGAAGGAACACAUGGUGCAUUAAAGAACUAAAAAAUUUUCUAAAAACGAAUUCUCAAGAGUUUGAUUUUGACUUGUUUGGCGAUUCAAACAACCAAACAAAUGAUGUGGAAACAGUUGAAAUCGAUUACUUAGAUGAAGACAAUCAUGAAUUAGGAGCAAAAGAUUCUUGGGGCCGUGAAUUUUCUCUCUGCGAAAGAGCUGGUUCAUUAAUCGAUAAUACAAGGAAAAAUUUUUCUAAUACACUGAAGGUUAAAAAAACAUUAAGAGACAUGCACACGUCAUUAAUGAAAUCCAUUGCAUCCGUUAGCAAUAAAAGGGUGUCAAAGGAAGUACUACGAUCAUUUCCGAAGUUAUUGAUGCCUGGGCUUGUUUCUUCACAUUUUUUUUUACAAGCAGUGUUAAUAGUAUAUGUUGGUGCUGGGUUUUAUGUUUCCACUGAUUUGGCCGAGUUAGAAAUUCCUACCGAUUAUGACGAACUUGAUAAAAUUUUAAAGGUC
This is a messenger RNA of Acaulospora morrowiae, 1338 nucleotides long. The record is from the annotation of a GenBank genome assembly. NCBI's taxonomy places the organism in Eukaryota, Fungi, Glomeromycota, Glomeromycetes, Diversisporales, Acaulosporaceae.